UAACGCUGACCGGCACGGAACCAGCGACUUCGCCCCAGGAACGACGACGCCUCUCUGAGAGUCCAUUAUCAGCGACAAUCAGGCGCGACAUGCGAGCGAUUCGAAACUAUUGUUAAAGCCGCAAAACAGAGUUACCCUAAUAGAGCAAUCAAUAGCGAAAGCAUGAGUGCGAACAAUAACCAAGCGGAGUUCCUCGUAGCGGCAAGCGAGAAGCGUUUACACACGCGGGAAGAGAGCAUGAGUAGGAUCAGUUUCGGCCACGAGAAUCAACGAUCGAACUCGAAGCUGGAACAGUUGGACAUUCUUGCGGCAGAGCUCAUUGACUCGGCCAACGCCAUUGACAAACCCGGCGAAAUUCCCUCGGAACAUCAGGCACCGGCGAUCAUAAAACAUGCAAUGCGCGAGGAGGAGCUCGUCUCCGCGGAUACCUCUAUCGAUUAUGCCGCGAGCUAUUACAUCGAGCAUAGCGAAAGCUGGGGUGAGGUCAACUAUGGGACAGCGCCGGUCCAUCGAACGAACGAGACGAUGGUCGUACGCGAGACCGAAAACAAACGAAACGAUAGCCUCGAAGUUCAAGACGUGACCGAUCUUGAGCUCGAUACGCACCUUCUGCAAUCGGGACAGAGCUACAUUGUCGAGUAUGAGAGCAAGAGCGGUCUGGAAGAGGAACUUAAGCAGACACAGCCGCGUAGAAGGAUCGAGCGUAGGUCCGACACGGUGGACAUCCGAAAGGUUGCGGAGGAACGUCCGAUGGAGGAGCUUGGCUACACCAUCGAAGAAUUCACGAGCGCUAAUACGACUACGACCGUAACGAUGGAGCAACCGAAACAACAAAAACAACAGUUGCAGAGGCGCGAAACCAACUUAGAGCAGGUGCGUUCUAACGGAAGUAGGAAUCUACAAGAAGUAAACAAGUCAACUUACACUACGAACACCACGUGGGAUGGAACUUUUAUUUCGGAGCAACCUACUCAGCAACUUUUGACGACGACGGUUAUGUACGAACAGCCUUGUGGGCCUGAUGAGACUGAUGAGAUCCGACAGACGAAGGUUACUGCCACGGAAAUUGAGGUUCGCGUUGAGGCAACAAGGCCAACGCCCACCCCGAGGAAGCUCAACACCUCCACCUGGGAUGAUUCCUUCAUCCAUGAAAAUUCGCAAGAGAUGAGCCAACAAAACGAAAUCAUCGUCCUUGGGGAGGAUCAUGUGCGCGAGUCUGUCAAAUCCGCCCGGGAUUCGAACGAGAACCGGGACUAUUUCACGAGCAAGAUCAAAAAUGUCGAUGCAACGCAGUUAAAUACUAGUAUGGUAGUGCAAGAUGUCGAUAAGGAACAAUAUGAGAAAAUCAACAACUUCUCAAAUACGCAGUUACCAUCUCCAACAUCUCCAAUACGAUAUUCACUCGAUCAACCUAAGAAUGUCCAAGCUAAACCGAAUCUCGAGCAGAAUGGCACUGAAUCGAAAAAACCAGAAACAAUUCGAAAUGAUUCAACGUCGAUAUACACGCAAAAACGGCUAUCGGAAACAAAAACUACUAAAUCACUGGAAUGUAUGCAAUUGGAAAUUACAGUGUGUGAACCAACCAAUUCAUCCACUCCGCAGGAAAAAAGUUCGAGAAAAAAUGUUCCCAAUUCUAAAAAUUCUCCUUCAAAAGUUCCAGACUUUGUAACUACGAUUACUGCUAAAGAACAAUGUAUUUGUGAGCUUUGUACAUGUGGGCGUCAUCGUUGUCCUCAUAAUGAUUUUCAAGAUCAUCUGAAAAUUUCAGACGAACCACUUAUGACUAUAACUUCUUAUAAAGAGGAAUAUGAUAAAAAAUCUGUAGAUAGAGAAAUUAAUUAUUACAAUGCUGAUCAUUUACAUAUAGAAGAGGAAUUUAUUGGGGAGAGACGACAUGAUUACACAGCUACUAAAGAUUUAUCAACAUCGUUAGAUUUUCUUGGUAUAUCUGGAGAAAACCCAAGUACUGAGCGUCGCAACACUUAUACUAAAGUAGAAGGUGAAUUUAUAGAUACGACCAAAUCGAAAACAGAGUGUAUUGAUCAUGAUAGAACCGAAACUAUUCAAAUAACAGACAGAUUCAAAUCUAAGGGGCCGUUUGAACGAGUAGAAAUUAUAAAACGUACAGAUGAUAUUCAAUUGGAGGAUGAGAAAAAGAUUUCCGGAAUAAGCAAUGAUUAUACAGAUACUGUUAUUUGCGAGCGCACAGAAGUUACAGAAUACGAAAAUAAUCUUAAAAUGAAAAAUGAAAUUAUCGAUAUAAAUAUACAACAUGAAAAAGAGAUUAAUCGAACAGAACAAAAUUCAUACAAUCUUAUUGAAAGGCGCUCACCUAUUAAACAAACCAAUAAUCUGAAAUUAGAAGGAGAAUUUGAUCGUCCAGAAAAAGCGCCAUAUAGAUCCGGUGAAAAACGUUCACUGAUUAUACAGACAAAUAAUCUUAAAUUAGAAGGGGAAUUUGAGCGCCCAGAAAAGACUCCAUAUGAACCUAGUGAGAGACGUACACCUAUUAAACAGAUUGCUAAUCUAAAAAGUGAAGGGGAAUUCGAAAAACGAAUAAUUGAGAAAGCUCCUAUGAAAGGUGAUAGAUCCAACAUUAAAAAGCCAAAGGACCAUUUAAAACCAGAAGGAUCUUUCGAAGGUCGACCAAAAGAUGACUAUAAACCUACUAAAGGAGAAAGGGCUGAGAUUAUAAAACACACGGAUAAUCUUUACAUGGAAGGCGACAUACAAAUAUGCACAUCACGGGAUGAUUAUCCCAAUUUUGUAGUUGGGCAACGAACACAAGUUACAAAACACGAAGAUAAUCUUCGUAUAGAGGGAGAAUUUAUUGAUAUGGAAACACGAGAUGAUUAUCAAGUUAUAAUGGCAGAACGUAUGGAUAUCAUUAAGCACGAAGAUAACCUAAAAUUAGUGGGUGAGAUUAACAUUCCAGAAAAAAUACCGUUUAAAACUGGUGAAAGACGUUUACCUAUAAAGCAGACUGAUAAUUUGAAGAGUGAAGGCGAAUUCGAAAAACGAAUUAUUGAGAAAGCUCCUACUAAAGGUGAUAGGGCCGAGAUUAAAAAGCCAAAAGAUCAUUUAAAAUCAGAAGGACCUUUCGAAGGACGACCGAAAGAUGACUAUAAACCUACUAAAGGAGAAAGAGCUGAGAUUAUAAAGCACACGGAUAAUCUUUACAUGGAAGGCGACAUACAAAUAUGCACAUCACGGAAUGAUUAUACCGACUUUAUUGUUGAAGAACGAACGGAAGUUACAAAACACGAAGACAAUCUUCGUAUGGAGGGAGAAUUUAUUGAUAUGGAAACACGAGAUGAUUAUCAAGUUAUAAUGGCAGAACGUAUGGAUAUCAUUAAGCACGAAGAUAAUCUAAAGUUGGAGGGAGAGAUUAACGUACCAGAAAAAAUACCGUUUCAAACUGGUGAAAGACGUUUACCUAUAAAACAGACUGAUAAUUUGAAGAGCGAAGGCGAAUUCGAAAAACGAAUUAUCGAGAAAGCUCCUACUAAAGGGGAUAGGGCCGAGAUUAAAAAGCCAAAAGAUCAUUUAAAAUCAGAAGGACCUUUCGAAGGUCGACCGAAAGAUGACUAUAAAUCUACUAAAGGAGAAAGAGCUGAGAUUAUAAAGCACACGGAUAAUCUUUACAUGGAAGGCGACAUACAAAUAUGCACAUCACGGAAUGAUUAUACCGACUUUAUUGUUGAAGAACGAACGGAAGUUACAAAACACGAAGACAAUCUUCGUAUGGAGGGAGAAUUUAUUGAUAUGGAAACACGAGAUGAUUAUAAGGUUGUAAAGGGUGAGCGUAUGGAAAUCAUUAAACACGAAGAUAACCUAAAAUUAGAGGGUGAGAUUAACAUUCCAGAAAAAAUACCGUUUAAAACUGGUGAAAGACGUUUACCUAUAAAGCAGACUGAUAAUUUGAAGAGUGAAGGCGAAUUCGAAAAACGAAUUAUUGAGAAAGCUCCUACUAAAGGUGAUAGGGCCGAGAUUAAAAAGCCAAAAGAUCAUUUAAAAUCAGAAGGACCUUUCGAAGGACGACCGAAAGAUGACUAUAAACCUACUAAAGGAGAAAGAGCUGAGAUUAUAAAGCACACGGAUAAUCUUUACAUGGAAGGCGACAUACAAAUAUGCACAUCACGGAAUGAUUAUACCGACUUUAUUGUUGAAGAACGAACGGAAGUUACAAAACACGAAGACAAUCUUCGUAUGGAGGGAGAAUUUAUUGAUAUGGAAACACGAGAUGAUUAUCAAGUUAUAAUGGCAGAACGUAUGGAUAUCAUUAAGCACGAAGAUAAUCUAAAGUUGGAGGGAGAGAUUAACGUACCAGAAAAAAUACCGUUUCAAACUGGUGAAAGACGUUUACCUAUAAAACAGACUGAUAAUUUGAAGAGCGAAGGCGAAUUCGAAAAACGAAUUAUCGAGAAAGCUCCUACUAAAGGGGAUAGGGCCGAGAUUAAAAAGCCAAAAGAUCAUUUAAAAUCAGAAGGACCUUUCGAAGGACGACCGAAAGAUGACUAUAAACCUACUAAAGGAGAAAGAGCUGAGAUUAUAAAGCACACGGAUAAUCUUUACAUGGAAGGCGACAUACAAAUAUGCACAUCACGGAAUGAUUAUACCGACUUUAUUGUUGAAGAACGAACGGAAGUUACAAAACACGAAGACAAUCUUCGUAUGGAGGGAGAAUUUAUUGAUAUGGAAACACGAGAUGAUUAUCAAGUUAUAAUGGCAGAACGUAUGGAUAUCAUUAAGCACGAAGAUAAUCUAAAGUUGGAGGGAGAGAUUAACGUACCAGAAAAAAUACCGUUUCAAACUGGUGAAAGACGUUUACCUAUAAAACAGACUGAUAAUUUGAAGAGCGAAGGCGAAUUCGAAAAACGAAUUAUCGAGAAAGCUCCUACUAAAGGGGAUAGGGCCGAGAUUAAAAAGCCAAAAGAUCAUUUAAAAUCAGAAGGACCUUUCGAAGGACGACCGAAAGAUGACUAUAAACCUACUAAAGGAGAAAGAGCUGAGAUUAUAAAGCACACGGAUAAUCUUUACAUGGAAGGCGACAUACAAAUAUGCACAUCACGGAAUGAUUAUACCGACUUUAUUGUUGAAGAACGAACGGAAGUUACAAAACACGAAGACAAUCUUCGUAUGGAGGGAGAAUUUAUUGAUAUGGAAACACGAGAUGAUUAUCAAGUUAUAAUGGCAGAACGUAUGGAUAUCAUUAAGCACGAAGAUAAUCUAAAGUUGGAGGGAGAGAUUAACGUACCAGAAAAAAUACCGUUUCAAACUGGUGAAAGACGUUUACCUAUAAAACAGACUGAUAAUUUGAAGAGCGAAGGCGAAUUCGAAAAACGAAUUAUCGAGAAAGCUCCUACUAAAGGGGAUAGGGCCGAGAUUAAAAAGCCAAAAGAUCAUUUAAAAUCAGAAGGACCUUUCGAAGGUCGACCAAAAGAUGACUAUAAACCUACUAAAGGAGAAAGAGCUGAGAUUAUAAAGCACACGGAUAAUCUUUACAUGGAAGGCGACAUACAAAUAUGCACAUCACGGAAUGAUUAUACCGACUUUAUUGUUGAAGAACGAACGGAAGUUACAAAACACGAAGACAAUCUUCGUAUGGAGGGAGAAUUUAUUGAUAUGGAAACACGAGAUGAUUAUAAGGUUGUAAAGGGUGAGCGUAUGGAAAUCAUUAAACACGAAGAUAACCUAAAAUUAGAGGGUGAGAUUAACAUUCCAGAAAAAAUACCGUUUAAAACUGGUGAAAGACGUUUACCUAUAAAGCAGACUGAUAAUUUGAAGAGUGAAGGCGAAUUCGAAAAACGAAUUAUUGAGAAAGCUCCUACUAAAGGUGAUAGGGCCGAGAUUAAAAAGCCAAAAGAUCAUUUAAAAUCAGAAGGACCUUUCGAAGGACGACCGAAAGAUGACUAUAAACCUACUAAAGGAGAAAGAGCUGAGAUUAUAAAGCACACGGAUAAUCUUUACAUGGAAGGCGACAUACAAAUAUGCACAUCACGGGAUGAUUAUCCCAAUUUUGUAGUUGGGCAACGAACACAAGUUACAAAACACGAAGAUAAUCUUCAUAUAGAGGGAGAAUUUAUUGAUAUGGAAACACGAGAUGAUUAUAAGGUUAUAAAGGGUGAGCGUAUGGAAAUCAUUAAACAUGAGGAUAAUUUAAAACUGGAAGGCAAUAUUGAGCGGCCAGAAAAAAUUACAUACAGUCCUAUUGAAAGACGUACACCAAUAAAACAGAUGAACAAUCUUAAAUUGGAAGGAGAAUUCGACAGGCCAGUACCUAAAGAAUUUAUACCUGCAGAACGGCCAAAACAAAAGAAACCCAGUGAUAAUUUGCACCCUGAAGGAGAGUUUGAUAGACAGCCAAAACCGAAAGCACCUGUUAAAGGUGAAAGAGCAGAUGUGAUAAGACCGCAGGAUAACUUGAAACCAGAAGGUGAUAUUGCACGACCUGAAAAGACUCCGUAUAAGCCUAGUGAAAGACGUUCACCGAUUAAGCAGACAAACAAUCUUAAAUUGGAAGGUGAAUUCGAUAGGCCAGUGCCUACAGAAUUUGUACCUGCAGAACGGCCGAAACAGAAGAAACCCAGUGAUAAUUUGCAUCCUGAAGGAGAGUUUGAUAGGCAGCCAAAACCGAAAGCGCCUGUUAAAGGUGAAAGAGCGGAUGUGAAAAAACCGCAGGAUAACCUGAAACCCGAAGGUGAUAUUAUACGACCCGAAAAGACUCCAUAUAAGCCUAGUGAAAGACGUACACCGAUUAAGCAGACAAACAAUCUUAAAUUGGAAGGUGAAUUCGAUAGGCCAGUGCCUAUAGAAUUUGUACCUGCAGAACGGCCGAAACAGAAAAAACCCAGUGACAAUUUGCAUCCUGAAGGAGAGUUUGAUAGGCAGCCAAAACCGAAAGCGCCUGUUAAAGGUGAAAGAGCGGAUGUGAAAAAACCGCAGGAUAACCUGAAACCUGAAGGUGAUAUUGCACGACCUGAAAAGACUCCGUAUAAGCCUAGUGAAAGACGUUCACCGAUUAAGCAGACAAAUAAUCUUAAAUUGGAAGGUGAAUUCGAUAGGCCAGUGCCUAUAGAAUUUAUACCUGCAGAACGGCCGAAACAGAAGAAACCCAGUGAUAAUUUGCAUCCUGAAGGAGAGUUUGAUAGACAGCCAAAACCAAAAGCGCCUGUUAAAGGUGAAAGAGCAGAUGUAAAGCGACCACAGGAUAAUCUUAAACCUGAAGGCGAGAUGGACCACCCAGAGAAAAUUUCAUAUAAACCCGGUGAAAAAGUUUCGUUAAUCAAACAAUCAAAUAAUCUUAAAUUAGAAGGAGAAUUUAAUCGCCCAGAAAAAAUUCCUUAUAAAACUACGGAACGACGCCUACCUAUAAAACAAGUUGAUAAUUUGAAGAAUGAAGGUGAAUUUGAAAAACGUCCAACGGAGAAAGCUCCCACAAGGGGGGAUAGAGCGGAAGUUAAAAAGCCACAAGAUCAUUUGAAACUGGAAGGUUCUUUCGAAUGUCGCGCUAAAAAUGAUUAUAAAUCAAUUAAAAUAUUAGAAAGACCCAUGCCUAUUGUUCCACAUGAUAAUUUAUCUCCGGAAAAAGAAUUAGAUAGAACUUCGAAAUCUCAUGGUUUUAUAAAGGAUAAAACUGAAAAUAUGAAAUCCACGCUUGUUAAGCAUUCAAUUAAAUCCGAAGAUAUAUGCACUAAGUCAGUAGCUGAUCAAUGCAUUAUUAAUUAUCAAGAAGAGUCUGAUUUAGGUAUUGAAAUGUCAAAAGCUCAAAAAUCUGAACGACGAAAUGCAAUACGUCAUUCAGAUUUAAGAAAUGAAAGUGAUUUCGAAAAAACACUUCGUGUAGACUCAACAGAUAAAAUAAUGUUGAAAAAAUCUUACGAUAAUGUACGAUCGGAAAGCGAAACAGGUAAUAUUCAUUUACUAAAAAACAACAAUCAACAUACCAGUGGAGAUAAUUAUCGCACUCAAUCAUUCAAACGUGAAGACCAUUUACGAAUGGAAGGUCGUUUUGAAACGCACAACUCGAGUGACGAUUAUAAUCAAAUUAAAAGUGUAGAUAGAAUGCAUAGACGUCAAGAUAAUCUGAGAAUAGAGGAAGAAUUUUCUGACAAUUACAAGAAGACAAUGAAACAUUUAGAAAAUUUAAAGUCAAAUGUCGAAUUCAUGGGUAGAACUAAAGAAGAUUACAUUCCGCGAAAAGUUGAUAAAUCUGACGUUAUUCGGCAAGAAGAUAAGCUACAAAUGUCUGGUGCCUUCGAUGGUGCUACGUGUACGAAAACCAGUUAUACAUCAGUUCACGGUGAGCAUACCGAAAUUCGAAAACACGGUUAUACUGUGAACGAGAAAACAAACGAGGCCCAUCAGCAAAUUACUCAGGGUGAACAGCUAGUGUCUCCAAGUAUUUUAAAUCGCAUAGAGAAUAAUAUGAAGCACAGCGAAAACAAGACAACCUCGUCAAAAACAUCGAUUUAUCGAGAGGAGAGCUCUUUGAAGCAGAGGCAAGAAUUUGAAAAGCAGCAGGAGCAGUUGAAACACGAUUACGUGAAUCGAAAGCACAGCGACACAAAGCAAAUAAGCAUCGAUGAAACAAAUCGCACAGCUUCGCCAACGAGAACCGGGCACAAGCGUUGGAAUAUCAUAUCUUCAAAAACAGAUAUUAGCAAUACAGCACUCCAUCGGCGUAUAGCUAGCGCCGAAAGAGAAAGAACUAGCAUAAGAGAAUUUGAUCAAGUGAUAGAGAGUAAUAGUGAGAAGAAGAAUCAGUCAUCGCUGCAACGUAGUGUCAAAGACGGCGGUAAUCCCUGGGCUUCAUCGAGUUACGAACGCGAGUCCCGAGUCGUUAAGUCUCUUCCGAAAGACAAUCUGCACGUUGGGGGCUCAUUCUACCACUCGAGCGAAGCCAAAAGUUACGGUAACUUCAGCAAUAACGAUAAGGUCCAGAGGGUUGAGCAUAUGCGCGUUCAAGGCAAUGUUUCGCAUAUAACUCUAGGGGACGGUAGGUCCAGCAGCGCACAUUCCUCUAGCCUCUACAAAAAAGAAUUUGUGUCGAGACAAAAAGGACCAUGCCCAGCUGCUCUUCUGCAAGCUGACAAGGCACCUUUCAAGCAUACUCGAGAUACUCCAAGACACAAGUUCUAUAUGCCCGUCGUCGAGACUAACUAAUUCAUUUCCUUCAUUUUCCCCCUUCUAUUGUAAUUCAUUAUUUUAACAAUUAUCAAUUUGGACUGUGAUAAUAAAAAA
Messenger RNA from Ceratosolen solmsi marchali, 9243 nucleotides. RefSeq names its product SAXO downstream of blistered (gene Sdb). The record is from RefSeq and is a predicted model, not a curated record. The coding region runs from base 163 to 9165 and encodes 3000 amino acids. The transcript is spliced from 7 exons. Lineage: Eukaryota; Metazoa; Arthropoda; Insecta; Hymenoptera; Agaonidae. Gene Ontology annotation, cellular component: cytoskeleton; centriole; sperm flagellum. Gene Ontology annotation, molecular function: microtubule binding.